This is a messenger RNA of Lathyrus oleraceus (garden pea), 1222 nucleotides long. RefSeq lists its product as uncharacterized. The transcript has 10 exons. NCBI's taxonomy places the organism in Eukaryota, Viridiplantae, Streptophyta, Magnoliopsida, Fabales, Fabaceae. The record is from RefSeq and is a predicted model, not a curated record. Gene Ontology annotation, biological process: RNA catabolic process. Gene Ontology annotation, cellular component: ribonuclease H2 complex; nucleoplasm. Bases 189 to 1028 code for a protein of 279 amino acids.
UGACAAGUUAAAAACUCACAGGGGUGUCAGUGUGGACCCGAAUGAAGCGAGCCUAAAAACCCUUGGGCUUGGGUCGACCGGGAUUGAUUGAGAGUGCCGCGCGCCAACCAUUUGUGUUUUGGCGCUUCUUUUUGGCGAGUUUUGCUCUUUACACUUUCCGGCGAGAAAGGAAGCAACGGUGACUAUCUAUGACUUGGUGGGAAGGCGUUCAGGAAUCCAGGGUUCUCGUUGCCCCCGAUCCUGGCACCGAUGGAAAUGGUUCGGGACGAAUGCUAUUGCUUCGUCAUCCUAAAUCUGGAAAGGCAACACAAUAUCUCUUUGUAAAUGGAAUGCUUCAAGAGUUUCAAUGGUUUAAGAACUUGUACGGGUCUUGGUUUUUGGGAGAUUAUACUAGUGAAGAUGGUCGACUGUAUUUAUCCACGCCUGUUGAUCCUGUUUUCAUCAUGCUGCCCAUAUUUGAGGAAGCUAGAAUGAAGAAAGGCGACGAUCUUGGCAAGUUCAGGCAAUUGGAUGAGAUGUUGUUUAUUGACGGGUAUCCAGGAUAUCAGCAAAUAAUGUCGCUUGUGGAGAACUGUAUGCAAGUAGUUUGUGAAGUCAAAGAAGUUGGAUCCUUAAAAUUCUUUAGACUUGAUGACACGAAGGUUCUGCGUUGGCUUUGCUAUAAGGUUUGUCAGCUGAAACAGACACUACCCAAGUUGGACAAAAAUUACGCUGUUCAAUCAGAGAAAGACACUUUGGUUGAUGCAGUUUCAAUAUUAGGAGAGUAUUUAAAUGAAGAAAACUGGUUGCAGCUUUUGUGUAAUCAUCUUAAGUUAAAUAUACUCGAGGUCACAGGAAAAUUACAACAAGCAAAUGCUGAGGAAAGUAAUCCUGGUUUGUAUAAUGAUGUAUUCCAGCAGGAGGAACAAAGUGAUGAUAAGAAGGCUACAAUUGUGAAGAAGGGUAGACAAGCAAAGAAAAUAAAACUUGAGACAGAAUCACAUAACAUCAGAGAUAUGUUUUCUAGGGCCUCCAGAAAGAAAAACUAAACCAUUCCAUUGAAACUGAUGAAAAAUUGAGAUGGGUCAUUAUCAUUUUGUUGUUUAGAUUUAUAAAAAUGGAAUGGAGUAUUAUGUAACAUGAUGAAAUUUAUUUUAUCAUCUCUUAUUUUACUUUUCGUUCAAUUUGAGGUGUAUCUAAUCAAGUGAAAUAUUUUGAUUAAAAAAAUAUUUUUCCACCUUUA